Momordica charantia (bitter melon) is the source of this 858-nucleotide messenger RNA. RefSeq names its product NDH-dependent cyclic electron flow 1 (gene PNSB3). The record is from RefSeq and is a predicted model, not a curated record. Lineage: Eukaryota; Viridiplantae; Streptophyta; Magnoliopsida; Cucurbitales; Cucurbitaceae. Gene Ontology annotation, biological process: P450-containing electron transport chain. Gene Ontology annotation, molecular function: electron transfer activity; 2 iron, 2 sulfur cluster binding. Gene Ontology annotation, cellular component: chloroplast thylakoid membrane.
UACCCAAACCAGGCGAUGCGACACCAGAUAAGGCCAUAAAGAACCACACCGCACACCGAUUCUCUCCCAUUUGUUUUCUUGAAGCUCCACUAUCCAAAAAAUGGAGGCCUACCAUCUGGGUUCAUAUCGUUUAUCAUCUUCAUCCUCCCUUCGCUCUUUCAACUACAUUACAAACUCCACCCACACCCUCAAACGCCUCCGCCCCCUAAAUUUCCGCAGAGCCAAAAUCAGAGCCGUUGGCACUGUUCCUCAGAGUCAAUCCGAAACCACUGACCCCGAGGAGCCUCCGAUUGUGGAUUUUGCUUUCGUUAAUUCUGUGUUGCUUCCUGAUGGAACCCCCGAUGUGCACUUUCGUCGAGCAUGUGGUGGGCAAAAGCUCAGAAACAUAAUGCUGGAUUCUAACAUUGAAUUGUAUGGGCCUUAUUCGAGAUUUCUGUUGAACUGUGCGGGUGGAGGAACUUGUGGGACUUGUAUGGUGGAGAUCGUUGAAGGGAAAGAGCUAUUGAACCCUCGCACGGACAUAGAGAAAGACAAACUUAAAAGGAAACCAAAAAAUUGGAGACUGGCUUGCCAAACCACUGUUGGGAAACCAGAUUCCAGAGGAAUGCUUGUUGUUCAACAGUUACCUGAGUGGAAAGCUCAUGAAUGGGGUUAUGAGAAAGUAGAGCUUUCAGAGUCAUCUGAAUCUUCAGAAUCUGCAUAAUUUUUAUCCUUUUUUUGUUUGUUACCCAACAAGAAGAUUGAGCUAUGGAGAUUAACUCAUCCACUUUGGAGCCUACAAAGACAAGCUCCAUGUAUCACCUAUCAACAUUGUAAUUAUUCCGUUUAUAUUAUAUAAUCUGUUACUUUUUCCAAGUA